Messenger RNA from Cyclocybe aegerita, 414 nucleotides. NCBI's taxonomy places the organism in Eukaryota, Fungi, Basidiomycota, Agaricomycetes, Agaricales, Hemipholiotaceae. The record is from the annotation of a GenBank genome assembly.
AUGACCUAUAGCCACAUAUCAAUUUUUCCUCAUGCGAAGGACCAGUAUCACUACGUCCAAGGCCGUGUCUAUCAAACAUUUGGACCCAAGCCCAGAUUCGUCAAGGUCCCCACACACGAUAACGGCACCAGGCGUUUUGCCUUUCUUCAAGGCAUCCUGAAAGGUCGUAUUCAACAGCAUGUCCACACCUGCGAAGUCAAGGUCAUUGAUCGACAAAGCCGCAGCCACCUAUUCUAUAUUUUCUUCAAAAACCAUUGUCAUCUUCCUACAAACUGGACCGUGCUGGGCUUGUCAGGCAGGAAGAUAUGGAAUGGCGAUAUCGUCAUUUUGCAUGCGUCGGCCACUUCAGACGGUGUCGUCAAUAUGCGCGGAAAGGAUGCAAAGCUAGCAGACUUCGCACUGAAGAGGUAUUAA